AAAACGAAGAUUUCCGAUUAACAUGGAUAAAAUGAAUAGAAAAUGGAAAUCACGUGCAGGUGGUGGUGGUGGUGAAUCGAUAAAUAAUAUGAAAGCAAGACAAAUUAUGCACAUGAAUCGUUUCGAUGAUUAUCAUGGGAAACAAUUUGAUGGUGAAUCUAGAAUUAGACCACAAUUUGAAACAUCAUCGUCAUCAUCAUCAUCAUCAUCAUCAUAUGUGCCACGUGCAUCAAAAAUAUCGAUAAAAUCAUUUUUCUUUGAAUAUUUCACACAAAUUCGUACAAAUCUUUAUGAUUCACAUGUUUAUGGAAAUCUGAAACGUAGUUUACGAGCAAAAUUCAUUGAAUAUGGAUUACAAACAGCUAUACAGCCAUUUUUUUAUCCGAAACGAAACGAUAAAGGUCAUAAUAUUGUGGCCGUUUUUCCAAGCAUUUAUCGAAAUACAUCGAAACAACAUCUGGAUAAUAUACUAGUGAUUGGUGCACAUUAUGAUACAGUGGCCAGAUCACCGGGAGUGGAAGACAAUGGUUCCGGUUGUGUUGCCGUUAUGGAAUUGGCACGGCUAUUACAUCAACAUCGUUGUCGCUUGAAUACGACCAUAAUGUUUGUUUUAUUUGAUAUGGAAGAAGAUGGUCUGAUUGGAUCGAAACAUUUUGUUAAAAAUUAUCUAAUACCAAUUGUUAAUGGUAAACACCGGUUACCAAUCAAAGGUGCCAUUAUUAUGGACAUGUUAUUGGAAUAUGAUCCAACAAUCGGAUCACAAUUGGUCCAUGGUAUUGGGAAUUAUCUACCACAAUGGAGAGAUCGUGUACGACAGAAUCAAUUUCGUGGCGAUUUUACAGCCGUUUGGGCACGUCGUGAUGUAGAUACCGGAUUGUUUGAAACACUGCAAUCAAAUUGGCUAAAUGAACAUAAAUAUAAAUUAUUUCUGAUGGACAUACCGUUACCAAAACUUGGACGUCAUUUGACCAAUGGAUUAGAAUCGAAAAAAUUGGCACCAUAUUCAACAUUUUUACGUUCAGAUCAUUCAUCAUUUUGGUAUCCACAUUCGAUAAAAAAUGAGACCAUUAACGCCAUCUUGUUGACCGAUCUUGGACCAUGGAGACGUCGAGUUUCGAAUAAAUAUCAUAGCUCAAUGGACAAUAGUAAAUUGUUGAGUCGUUCGAAUUUAUUAUUCCUUAAAAAUAGUAUCGAUUCAAUAAUGAAAACCAUAUUGGACAUUGGUGAUGGUUAUUGUCAUCAAGAGAUUAAGAAAAAAUGAAAAAAAAAUCCAAACCAAAAAAAUUAAUCAUGAAUUACACGAACACACGUUGUUUUUUUAA
Molecule: messenger RNA, 1322 nt
Organism: Dermatophagoides farinae (American house dust mite)
Lineage: Eukaryota; Metazoa; Arthropoda; Arachnida; Sarcoptiformes; Pyroglyphidae
Source: RefSeq, a predicted model, not a curated record